UUCCAAUCAAAAACUCUCCCUUUUCUCCUUCUCUCUUCAGGGAAAAAAAGGAAUACUGCACAAAUAUCCCAUCAUCAAGAUCAAAUUUUUAAUCAUUUGCGUCGUCUUUCAGGCUAAAAAUUCAACCACAAGUAAUCACCUGCUUGAUUUUAAAGCUGUGAACUAGAAGGUAGAAAGUAGUUCGAUUAUCCACUCUUGCCUAGUUAGGGCACUGCAGCGACAGAGCGGUGCCCAUGGAUACCACGGCUAGUGGAGCAUCGAGUGUUCAGUACCAUAACGUCACUGAGCAGGCAAUCGUGCCCCUUGCUCCUCCCCCUGUAGCACACCAAAGGCAGCAACGGCAUUGCUUUGGAAAUGCAAUCCCCGGGGAGUUCCCGUUGUCUGCUAACCCCUCCAUCGUCCUGCAUUUCCUCUCCGCCUGCAAUUUAGACCCGCAGGAUCUUGCCAAACUCGAGGUGACUUGUUCGUUUUUUAGGCAGCCUGCGCACUUCGCCCCUGACCACGAGCUCUCGUUGGCUGAGCUUGCAGCUCUUGAUAUGUGCCAGAAGAGGGCCAUAUUCAAGCCAAUGACGAUAGAGCAGCAGCAAUGCUUGAAGCAGAGGUGUGGGGGCUCGUGGAAGCUCGUCUUGAGAUACGUUCUUGCUGGGGAGGCAUGUACAAGGAGGGAAAAGUCGCAGGCAAUAGCCGGCCCUGGUCACAGCCUUGCUGUGACAUCUAAAGGCGCUGUGUAUUCGUUUGGUUCCAACAGCUCCGGACAGCUUGGACAUGGAACCACACAUGAGGAGCCCCGCCCUUCUCUAAUUAAAUCUCUGCUAGGAGUUCGAAUUAUUCAUGCUGCGGCUGGGGCUGGACGAACAAUGCUGAUUAGCGAUGCAGGACGUGCCUAUGCCUUUGGUAAAGAUUCUUUUGGUGAAGCCGAAUUCGGGGCUGAAGGGAAUAAGUUAGUAACCACACCGCAGGCAGUCGAAUCUUUGAAAGAUAUCUUUGUUGUGCAAGCUGCUAUUGGGAAUUUCUUCACGGCCGUGUUGUCUAGAGAAGGAAGGAUUUACACGUUCUCUUGGGGACACGAGAGCAAACUUGGCCACCAAACGGAACCUACUGAUCUUGAGCCACGCCCAUUGUUGGGGGCGCUCGAAAACAUACCUGUGGUUCAAAUUGCAGCUGGCUAUUGCUACCUUCUUGCUUUGGCAUGUCAACCUAAUGGAAUGUCAGUAUAUUCUGUCGGGUGUGGGCUAGGUGGGAAGCUUGGGCAUGGUACUAGAACCGACGAGAAGGAGCCAAAAUUGAUCGAACGGUUUGUAGAGUUGAAUCUUCAGCCUGUUGUGGUUGCUGCCGGUGCUUGGCAUGCUGCAGUGGUUGGGAAGGAUGGAAGGGUAUGCACGUGGGGAUGGGGGCGGUACGGAUGCUUGGGGCACGGGAACGAGGACUGCGAGUCAGUCCCCAAAGUAGUCGAGGCACUGAGCAAUGUCAAGGCCGUACACGUUGCAACAGGGGACUACACGACCUUUGUGAUCUCGGAUGCUGGAGAUGUCUAUUCUUUCGGAUGUGGAGAGUCAUCAAGCCUCGGACACGAUACUGCUGCUGCUGAUGAGCAGGGAAACAGGCAAACGAACGUGCUGAGUCCGGAGAUCGUGACCUCAUUGAAGGAACGAGUGGUGCAGAUAAGUCUCACGAAUUCGAUAUACUGGAAUGCGCAUACGUUUGCGCUCACGGACUCGGAUAAGCUCUACGCGUUUGGGGCUGGUGACAAGGGGCAGCUGGGGGUCAAGCUCGCGGCUAAUCAGACGGAAAGGGCAAUCCCGGACCGUGUGGACGUGGACCUCAGUUGACCUCUGCCUUUUAAUCUUAUUAUUAACAUUUCAUUGUAGAUAUAUGUUUAUUGCUCUGUGUAAAUAUAAACAGUGAUUGUGAAUAAGGGUAGGAUUUAGGAGCUGCAGAAUUAACCUCUUUUAGAAAUUUGUUAGCUCUUUGUCUGAAACCAGUAAAUAGUUUGAUGAAGACUUGCCAAGAUUGUUUUUUUAACUUAAUUAGAUUGGUGAAAAGUACUUUUUUAA
Molecule: messenger RNA, 2054 nt
Organism: Salvia hispanica
Lineage: Eukaryota; Viridiplantae; Streptophyta; Magnoliopsida; Lamiales; Lamiaceae
Product: ultraviolet-B receptor UVR8-like
Source: RefSeq, a predicted model, not a curated record